Messenger RNA from Camellia sinensis, 804 nucleotides. Lineage: Eukaryota; Viridiplantae; Streptophyta; Magnoliopsida; Ericales; Theaceae. The record is from RefSeq and is a predicted model, not a curated record.
AUGUAUCUGCUUGCUCUAAUCUUGUUGUCCUUGAAUUUUCUGGCAACCCAGAAAAUUCAAGUGCAGCUGGGUUCUCUGUCUAAGUUAAAGAGACUGUACAUUGGGAGAAACAAUCUAACGGGUAGUGUGCCUUUUUCUUUUGGGAAUCUAUCAGCUCCUACUGAAUUUGUCGCAGAAGAAAAUAGUAAUGGUGGUGACAUACCUAAUGAUCUGGGUCAAUUGACAAAAUUGGAAGUUUUUCUGUUGAGGGUUAAUAGGUUGGUUGGUACCAUUCCUGUCUCAAUCUUUAAUCUCUCGUCCAUUACAGAAUUUAAUGUUGUAAUGAACCAAAUUCAAGGGAGCCUUUCCUGGGACCUAGGAAUUACUAUUCCCAAUCUUAGUGUCUUUGAAGUUGGUAUGAACUCGUUUACUAGAUCCAUUCCUAUUUUAAUGUCUAAUGCCACCAAACUACAUCACCUUGGCUUGGCCGGUAAUAAAUUUACUGGAAAAGUUCCUCCUUCGGACUUCCACGGAAAUGGUUUAGGAACUGGGGAAGUUGAUGACUUGAGCUUUCUCCGUUCUUUGACCAAUGCGACAAAUUUGUACGGUCUAGAUCUGAGCAACAACAAUUUUGGAGGAUUGUUGCCUGAAUCAAUUGGCAAUUUAUCCACUCAUCUUAGCAAACUAAUAUUGAGCAACAAUGAAAUAGUUGGGAUCAUCCCAACCGGGAUAGGGAAUUUGAUCAAUUUGCAGAUUCUUGACUUGUCAAACAACAAUUUCACAGGUAACAUUCUUGCGGCUAUUGGAAAGCUUCAAAAGCUAUAG